GAAGUGUAACGUGUAACCUACAAGACACUCAUUCAGUGUGCGUGGUGUGUGUGCGCGCGUUUCCGGCGUUUCCCGUUCCAUGAAAGGCGCAUAAAGGCGCAGUGUGCAAGGAAAGCGUCUCUUCGACAAAAAUCUAGAUAUUUUUAUUCUUCGUAAAAUCCAGGAACCUUCAAAAUGGCCGACAACGACGACCUUUUAGAUUACGAAGACGAGGAGCAGACCGAGCCGGUUGUCGAUGGAAGUGGAGAUGCUCCCGCAAAGAAGGAAGUUAAAGGUACUUACGUAUCCAUUCACAGUAGUGGAUUCAGAGACUUCCUUCUUAAGCCGGAAAUCCUGCGAGCCAUCGUCGACUGUGGUUUCGAACAUCCUUCUGAAGUUCAACACGAAUGCAUACCACAGGCUGUUCUUGGCAUGGAUAUUCUUUGCCAGGCCAAGUCCGGUAUGGGAAAAACGGCCGUUUUUGUCCUCGCUACUCUCCAGCAACUAGAACUCACAGAAAACCAGGCCUAUGUGCUAGUCAUGUGUCACACACGAGAACUCGCGUUCCAAAUUAGCAAAGAGUACGAGAGGUUCAGCAAAUACAUGCCCACCGUUAAGGUUGCCGUAUUUUUUGGCGGUCUUCCUAUUCAGAAGGAUGAAGAGGUUUUGAAAAACACGUGUCCUCACAUUGUCGUCGGUACUCCGGGUCGUAUUUUGGCGCUCGUUCGUAACAAGAAACUCAAUUUAAAGCACUUGAAACACUUUAUUCUGGAUGAGUGUGACAAAAUGCUCGAAUUACUAGAUAUGCGAAGGGACGUACAGGAAAUAUUCCGAACCACACCACACGGCAAACAAGUGAUGAUGUUCAGCGCCACAUUGUCGAAGGAAAUUCGACCAGUCUGCAAGAAAUUCAUGCAAGAUCCCAUGGAAGUCUACGUCGACGACGAAGCAAAACUUACGCUGCACGGUUUGCAGCAGCACUACGUCAAACUGAAAGAAAACGAGAAGAACAAAAAGUUGUUUGAACUUCUUGAUGUUCUUGAAUUCAACCAGGUUGUAAUAUUUGUGAAAUCAGUACAAAGAUGCAUGGCCCUUGCGACACUUUUGACCGACCAAAAUUUCCCAGCAAUUGGAAUUCACAGAGGGAUGACACAAGAAGAAAGAUUAUCGCGGUAUCAACAAUUCAAGGACUUCCAAAAGAGAAUUUUGGUGGCGACGAAUUUGUUUGGACGUGGAAUGGACAUUGAAAGAGUAAACAUAGUAUUCAAUUACGACAUGCCAGAAGAUUCUGACACAUAUUUGCACAGAGUAGCGAGAGCUGGACGUUUCGGUACCAAGGGUUUGGCGAUCACGCUUGUAAGUGACGAAAGCGAUGCCAAAAUUUUGAACGAUGUUCAAGAAAGGUUCGAUGUGAAUAUCACCGAAUUACCCGACGAAAUUGAUCUUGCCUCCUACAUUGAAGGGCGAUAAAUAUUAAGCACCCGGACAAAUUUUCGAAAUAUUCCACUGGAUGAGCUGAUUUUGCAUCCCCGAAAAUGGACUUGAAUGCAGUUUAUAAUCCACAAUCGACUCUAAUUACAAUGUUAUGUAUGAUGUGCGUAUCAUAAAUGAAAGACUUAGAAUCGUGAUUUUCAGCAUCGCAAUAAAGCUCUGAAUGUAAAAUAAAUUUAAUAUUAAUUUAAUUCUUAUUCCAAGACUACUCAUUAAGUAUUAACCAUGUAAGAUAAGGAAAAAAUGGAAAGAAAGUAAUAAAUGUCACGUGUUUAGUAUGUA
Molecule: messenger RNA, 1752 nt
Organism: Belonocnema kinseyi
Lineage: Eukaryota; Metazoa; Arthropoda; Insecta; Hymenoptera; Cynipidae
Gene: Hel25E
Product: ATP-dependent RNA helicase WM6
Exons: 10
Coding region: 175-1449 (424 amino acids)
Biological process (GO): mRNA splicing, via spliceosome; mRNA export from nucleus
Molecular function (GO): RNA helicase activity; ATP binding; RNA binding
Source: RefSeq, a predicted model, not a curated record